AAUGAAGGAGGUAAUUUUGAAAUUCCCUUUGAAUCAGCUGAAUCUUCGGCAAGCCUACGUAGACAUCGCUGCAAUUAUACGCUGCAAUCCCGUGGAAGUAAUUCAGUCGGACAGUGGGGUACAACUGAACUCGUUGGUAGUGGUCUUCUUUACACCAUCUAGCGCCCGGUCGGUCGAGCGUUUCGACGUCCCCGCAGCUGCGCAGGUGUAUCACCCAGCACCUUCUCAUUAACAUCUUGCCCGAAAAGCCAGUCACGCCAGCAGAAGGAUCUGGUGCGGUCGAGUCAUCUUAUCGAUUUCAUUUCGACAACCGUUUACGUCGAUAGGAUCGCUCUCAACAUAAGCUGUUUACACUGAUCAAGAACAGUGAUUUCGAACAGCUGUUGAAACACUUGAGGAUAUUGGGAAGCUGAUCGUAUUCGGAUAAGAGGAUGCAAUGGACGGGGGCAGAAGCAACCGUUCUGGCAAAAGGCAAAGGUUCUCCCGCGGAGUCAAUAAAUCCUCCUCAGACACUGAGCUAGCGCAGGGUAAAAGCAAAACUCGAAAGAGCAAAUCGAAGGAAAAAUGGCCUUUGUUGGAAGGGCUGACAGUGGACGAACUGGCUCGUUAUCGAAGAAGACGUAUACAGGGACAACCGAAAGAUAAUCUUGGACUCAAUAUCGAGGCUGAAAGCGAGAACCUCGUGUCCGAGUAUCGUGAAUCUUUUCACGUGAAGAGCGAGGAGUUCCUGAAGGAAAAUACCUGGUUGGAAAAUAGUAAACAGAGCGAGGAUCUUCAGACAAAGGACUCGACCAAAGAUAAGAGAGUUUUUGACAGGAAAAAUAUCAAAGAACAAGAGGAGAGACAUACAGAGCUUCCAACUAAAAAUAUGAAGGGCGUGUCUUCUUUGACGCAAGUCAAUAAUGAUAAAACAAUGGAGACUGAGGCAAAUUCCAAUAUGAUUCACGCUAGCCCUCCUAAACGACCUUCUUUGAUCAGAAGGGACACUACUUUAAAGCGUGACGGAGAAUUAUACACUGACACCGAGACCUAUUCGUCAUACGUUGCCUACGAAGGUCAGCAUAAGCCCGAGCUAGCACGUAGGCCCACGUCUUUAAAAAUGGAGGGCGAUUUAGAAACGACCACUGAAAAAUGCGAGAAAUUCAUCCAGUGGCUGAAUGUUAGUCGACCGGAACUUAUGCGUGUGCCUACACAUUUAAAACUCGAGGGUGAAUUCGAGACUACCACGGAAAAUCAUGAAAAAUACGUGCCAUUUGUAGGUGUUCGAAGGCCGGAGUUAUUAAGGCAGAAUACUAAUUUGAAAUUAAACGGAGAGGCUAAUUUCGUGCCGGAAUAUACUGAUGUGUUUAAAAGACACAACAGUAGAGAACGUUCGCAGCCAGUAAAACCUGAGACCCAUCUAAAAACUGGAAACUCCUUUUUCCAAAGUACCGAGCAUGCUGAUAAUUUUAUUGAUUGCCGUAUUAGAGAAGCGCAUUUGAGAAACAAAUCGAACAAAACUGUCGAAGAAGAAGAAGAGAGACGAAAAAGGGAACAGAAAGAGAAACAGCAGAAAGAUGAGGAAAUGAGAAUGUUGGUUUCAAAGUUGGAAGAUUUGAAGGGUCCGCCACUCGAAAUUCCGGAAUAUAAAGACGCGUACAAGGUAAAUUUAAGUUUCAUUAAAAGAGUGAUCAAUGGAAAUUGAUAAAAUUAAUAAAAUAAAAUAAUUAAUAAGAGGGAAUACAAAAAUAUAACACAAUAA
This is a messenger RNA of Heterotrigona itama, 1741 nucleotides long. NCBI's taxonomy places the organism in Eukaryota, Metazoa, Arthropoda, Insecta, Hymenoptera, Apidae. The record is from the annotation of a GenBank genome assembly.